AUGGAGUAUCAGAAAGAUACAACUCAUGUAGUUAUUCAAUUUAAUGAAGAAACUAAACAUGGUAAAGCAAGCGUUGAUCUGGUACCAAUAUCUUGGACCUACAUUGAAAACAAAAUUUUAUAUUGUAAAUACCCAACAAAAGAAAGUUACCAUAAAGUUGAUGUAAUGAGUAAAGUUUCAUCUGCUCAUGAAACUUCAUGGAAAGGAUAUAAAAUACAUGUAAUCAAAGAAGUUCAAAAUUAUGAACAAGGGCUUAGAAGAAUGCAUAGAGCUUUCUCAAACAAAGUUAUCCUUAGUAGCAAUGCCGAGGAGAAAGAUAGUUCUGAAGAAGGUGAUGAUAUUAUUAAUUUAAGUGGAAAUGAGCUGAAAAAAUAUCUUAAAGAUAUUCCUUCCUUUGAUAUUGUAGAAAAAAAAAAUAAUGGUAACUGA
Messenger RNA from Metopolophium dirhodum (rose-grain aphid), 429 nucleotides. RefSeq lists its product as uncharacterized. Bases 1 to 429 code for a protein of 142 amino acids. The transcript has 2 exons. The record is from RefSeq and is a predicted model, not a curated record. NCBI's taxonomy places the organism in Eukaryota, Metazoa, Arthropoda, Insecta, Hemiptera, Aphididae.